UGAGAAUCUGCAGACUAUCAAAGAAAGAAAAGAGAGACAUUGUGAAAGACUAGGAACAACUGCAGAGGUUUUCACACUAAGAUAACAAACAUUAUUUACGCAAGAUCCAAAGAGGAAGAAAUUAACUGCUGUACUGCCCAAGAUGAAUACCCCACAUAUCCUGGCUUGUGGGCUUUUUCUAACACUAUUAUCUGUAAGAAUGGAAGCAAAACCUUUGAACCAGUCUCAAGAAAAGUCAUUAAGAAAUCUUUUAGGAGAAGAGCUGUCGGAAUACUUGACUUCUACAGAACAGGAGGGUAACAGUAAAUUAGAAAAUAUCCGAACCAAAGGUCGUCUGUUACGGGAUCUUCGCAUUGACACACGUUCUAAGGCUGCCUGGGCUCGAAUAUUGCACGACUUCCCAAACCCUUCUAAGAAGUACAAAGGCAUAAACAAGAAAGGGAUGUCCAAAGGCUGCUUCGGUCUCAAGCUUGACAGGAUAGGAUCCAUGAGUGGCUUGGGAUGUUAAGAGACUGACACCUACUGGUGG
Protopterus annectens (West African lungfish) is the source of this 529-nucleotide messenger RNA. It is a transcript of the gene NPPC, whose product is annotated as natriuretic peptide C. Lineage: Eukaryota; Metazoa; Chordata; Ceratodontiformes; Protopteridae. Gene Ontology annotation, biological process: cGMP biosynthetic process; receptor guanylyl cyclase signaling pathway. Bases 143 to 508 code for a protein of 121 amino acids. The transcript has 2 exons. The record is from RefSeq and is a predicted model, not a curated record. Gene Ontology annotation, molecular function: hormone receptor binding; hormone activity. Gene Ontology annotation, cellular component: extracellular region.